Lachnellula hyalina is the source of this 1755-nucleotide messenger RNA. RefSeq names its product Caffeine resistance protein. The record is from RefSeq and is a predicted model, not a curated record. The coding region runs from base 1 to 1755 and encodes 584 amino acids. Gene Ontology annotation, molecular function: fluconazole transmembrane transporter activity. NCBI's taxonomy places the organism in Eukaryota, Fungi, Ascomycota, Leotiomycetes, Helotiales, Lachnaceae. Gene Ontology annotation, biological process: xenobiotic detoxification by transmembrane export across the plasma membrane. The transcript is spliced from 4 exons.
AUGAGUGAACUCAUUCGGGACACCUGUUUUGGCCAUGUCUUGCGUCUCGCUACAAAGGGAAGAGUGCUGCAAUAUGAAGAGGACAUCGAUCCCUCGCUGUGGGAGAGGUACAUAGACAAGGAAAAGUCGGGUCGAAUGGCACAUCAUGGCCACACUGGUGAAGAAGAAAAGGAGGAAGAGAACCGCGGAUCAAAUGACUAUGACUCCGACCGACGCCAGACAGCAGCAGCAGUACCCAACCAAUCCAGCAGUUCCCGAGAUACUUCAGAUACUCGUGUAGGUAGUCAGGACCCGCCGUGCAACGAUCCCAGUGGAGUUAUCGUGGAUCCGGAGAAGGGCAGAGAUGUCUCGAUUGUUACGUGGUACGGAGAGAAUGAUUCAGAGAAUCCUCAAAACUGGUCCAAAAUCAAGAAAUUUGUUGUCACCGGCCUCAUAUGCCUCUUAACCUUCUCCGUCUACAUCGGAUCCUCCAUCUAUUCUGCUGGAACCCUAGACAUCGAAAAAGAAUUCGGAGUUAGCCAAGUCGUUGCUACUCUUGGUCUUUCACUGUUUGUUGCUGGAUACGGUCUAGGCCCUAUGCUUUGGUCUCCCAUGUCCGAGAUUCCUCAAAUUGGACGGAAUUAUGUCUAUAUCCCAACUCUGAUCGUCUUCGUUUUUCUCCAAUUCGCCGUCAUCUACGCGAAAAACUUCGGGAUGCUUUUGGCUUUCAGGUUUUUGACUGGAUUCUUUGGAUCCCCUGUACUCGCUACCGGCGGUGCCACGCUUGCGGACAUGUACAGGCCUGCCAAAAGAGCAUAUGCAAUCGCAAUAUGGGGUGUAGCGGCAAUAUGUGGUCCAGUGCUUGGACCGCUAAUCGGAGGAUUUGCCGCUCAACACAAAGGUUGGAAAUGGCCCAUCUGGGAACUCCUUUGGCUCUCUGGCUUCUCCUUAGUCCUCAUGAGCUUCCUCCUCCCCGAGACAUCUUCUUCCAACAUCUUGUACCGCCGCAGCCGUCGUCUCCGCAUACUCACCGGACGCACCGACCUGAAGUGCGAGCCGGAGCUGAUGGGCGAGCAAAUGAGCAUCAAAGACAUCGUUCUCAUGGUUGUCAUCCGGCCCUUCUCCCUAACCUUCACAGAGCCAAUCCUCUUCUGCCUAAAUCUCUACAUCGCGCUCGUCUACGGCCUGCUCUAUAUCUGGUUUGAAUCCUUCGCCAUCGUCUUCAUCAAGAUCUACGGCUUCAAUCUCGGCGAAGAAGGCCUCUCGUUCCUCGGUAUCUUUAUUGGCGGUCUAUUCGUCAUACCGCCUUUCUUCCUCUACCUGUAUUUUGUACAGGAAAAACAGUUCAACGAGAACGGCGAGAUAAAACCAGAGAGGCGUCUACCGCCUGCAAUGAUCGGCGCCUUCUGCAUCCCCAUCUGCAUGUUCUGGUUCGGCUGGGCAUCAAGGCCUUCCGUGCAUUGGAUCGUGCCGAUAAUCGGAUCAUCCUUCUUCACGAUCGGCGCCUUCUUGCUCUUCAACUCGGUCUUGAACUACCUGGGCGACGCAUAUCCCGAUUACGCAGCUUCGGUCUUUGCCGGUAAUGAUUUCAUGCGUUCGAGCUUUGGUGCUGGAUUCCCGCUCUUCGCGAGUGCUAUGUAUAAGAAUCUUGGGGUGGCGUGGGCUAGUAGCACGCUUGGAUUUUUGAGUGUUGCAUUUAUUCCAAUUCCGUUUGUGUUGUAUUUCUAUGGGGAGAAGAUUAGGAAGCAUAGCAAGAGGGCGAGACAUGAUCUAUAG